AUGGGUAGUAGUAGUGUUGAAUCGUUGUUGGAGAAACACGCGGUGGUGAAGUGGGUUAUCGGAGUUAUGAUCGUUGGUGUAUCAGUAUUGGGUAUAUAUUCUUCUGGUCCAUUUGGGUUAUGGAAAAAGAAUAUUUGUAGUAGAAGAAGGAACAAAAGACCGAUUCGUGUUUACAUGGAUGGUUGUUUUGAUAUGAUGCAUUAUGGUCAUUGUAAUGCUUUGCGUCAGGCUCGUGCUCUUGGUGAUCAAUUGAUUGUUGGGGUUGUUAGUGAUGAUGAAAUUAUUGCUAAUAAGGGUCCUCCUGUUACCCCUUUACAUGAAAGGUUGAUUAUGGUGAAUGCUGUGAAAUGGGUUGAUGAGGUUAUUCCUGAAGCUCCAUAUGCGAUAACUGAGGAAUUUAUGAAGAAGCUUUUUGAUGAGUAUAAUAUAGAUUACAUUAUUCAUGGGGAUGAUCCUUGUGUUCUUCCAGAUGGAACUGAUGCUUAUGCUCAUGCCAAAAAGGCUGGCCGUUAUAAACAGAUCAAGCGCACUGAAGGAGUUUCUAGCACUGAUAUUGUUGGUCGAAUGCUGCUGUGUGUAAGAGAAAGGGCUAUUACUGAUACUCAUAAUCAUUCUUCUUUACAAAGACAGUUCAGUAAUGGGCGUGGUCAGAAGUUUGAUGACGGCGUUGUUGCUAGUGGAACCCGUGUAUCUCAUUUUCUGCCUACAUCUCGUAGAAUUGUCCAGUUCUCAAAUGGGAGGAGUCCAGGACCUGAUGCACGCAUUGUAUAUAUAGAUGGUGCUUUUGAUCUCUUUCAUGCUGGACAUGUGGAGAUCUUGAGGCUUGCCCGGGCUCGUGGAGAUUUUCUACUUGUUGGAAUACACACGGAUCAGACAGUCAGUGCAACUCGGGGAUUGCAUCGUCCCAUCAUGAGUCUUCAUGAAAGAAGUCUAAGUGUGUUAGCAUGUCGCUAUGUGGAUGAGGUUAUAAUUGGUGCACCGUGGGAGGUGUCCAAGGAUAUGAUCACGACAUUUAACAUCUCAGUAGUUGCUCAUGGAACAUGUGCCGAAAAUACUGAUUUUCAGAAGGAACAAUCAAAUCCAUAUGCGGUUCCCAUUAGCCUUGGCAUAUUCCAAGUUUUAGAUAGUCCUUUAGAUAUAACAACUACUACAAUAAUUAGGAGGAUUGUAUCAAAUCAUGAGGCAUACCAGAAACGCAAUGAGAAGAAGGGUGAGAGUGAGAAAAAAUACUAUGAGAGCAAGACUCACGUGUCUGGAGACUGA
Lathyrus sativus (Indian pea) is the source of this 1263-nucleotide messenger RNA. The record is from the annotation of a GenBank genome assembly. NCBI's taxonomy places the organism in Eukaryota, Viridiplantae, Streptophyta, Magnoliopsida, Fabales, Fabaceae.